Molecule: messenger RNA, 2268 nt
Organism: Loxodonta africana (African savanna elephant)
Lineage: Eukaryota; Metazoa; Chordata; Mammalia; Proboscidea; Elephantidae
Product: olfactory receptor 2W1-like
Exons: 2
Coding region: 827-1780 (317 amino acids)
Biological process (GO): detection of chemical stimulus involved in sensory perception of smell; G protein-coupled receptor signaling pathway
Cellular component (GO): plasma membrane
Molecular function (GO): G protein-coupled receptor activity; olfactory receptor activity
Source: RefSeq, a predicted model, not a curated record
AGAGAAAAAAAAAAUUAAAAAUAUACUUUCUCAUUUCCCUGUCUUAUAGCUUUCCCUCAUAUGGAGUACGUUUUACAUUUAUUAAAUUUGUCCUUGUGAAAUGUCAGCAUAUGGUCUAAUUCUCCAACUGUUUCAUCAACUGUCUUUUUCUUUAGCACUUUAGUGAUGUCGUAGUUAAGUGCUACAGCUGCUAACCCAAGGGUCGGCAGUUCAAAUCUUCCAGGCGCUCCUUGGAAACUAUAUGCGGGCAGUUCUACUCUGUCCUAUAGGGUUGCUAUGAGUCAGAAUCGACUCGACGGCACUGGGUUUGGGUUAGUGAAGUCAAUUGGAUGCAGUCCUCAGUGGGUUAGACAAUCUUUCUGAAUUUCCACACAAUGUUGGGAAUUAGUAUUCACUUCUUAUCCUUUCUUAAUUGGAGUCCCUGGGUGGUCGAAAUAGUUAAUGUACUCAGUAACCAAAAGGUUGGAGGUUCUAGUUCACCUAGAAAGAAGCACCUUGGGAUUAUCUGAUUUCUUUUUGUAGUAUUUCUCUAGAAUUUGCAGAUGAAUUUAAAGUCAGAACAAGCAGUGAGAAUUUGUGACAGGUUUCAUCCCCUUACCUGAAGUCUCACAUUCAAGAAGGAGAAGUCGUGUCAAGAAUCUGUACCUUAACCACCUCAGGAAAGAGCUCAGUUCAUGGUGGCGUUGCAGGAAACACAUGAGAGCACUGAAACCUGAGGAGCAAAUGUUGAACCAGAAUCUGUUUUCUUCAGAGUGGGUUUUACACUGGUGGAGAAACAGAAAGCCAAAGGACCUCUCUCUGGAGCACAGUAAUGCACUGAAGGACCAUGGACCAAAGCAAUUAUACUUCUCUACAUGGUUUUAUUCUGCUUGGCUUCUCUGAUCAUCCCAAAUUGGAGAUGGUCCUGUCAGGAGUUGUCACCAUCUUCUACUUAAUUACAUUGAUGGGUAACACAGCCAUCAUUGUUGCAUCUCUCCUGGAUUCCCAUCUGCACACACCAAUGUAUUUUUUCCUCAGGAAUUUAUCUUUCCUAGAUCUGUGUUUUACCACCAGCAGCAUACCUCAGAUGCUGGUUAACUCAUGGGGCCCUGAUAAGACCAUUAGCUAUGUGGGUUGUGUCAUUCAACUCUAUGUUAAUAUGUGUUUGGGCUCCACUGAGUGCCUUCUCCUGGCUGUUAUGUCCUAUGAUCGUUUUACAGCUCUUUGUAAACCCUUGCAUUAUUUGGUAAUCAUGAACCCACAUCUUUGUCUCAAGAUGGUCAUCAUGGUUUGGGGUAUUAGUUUGGCCUGUUCUGUAGUAUUAUGUAAACUCACACUGAAUUUGCCUAGGUGUAGAAUCAACCUUCUGGAUCAUUUCUUGUGUGAGUUGCCAGCUAUGGUCAAAAUAGCUUGUAUAGACACCAGAACUGUUGAAAUGUCUGUGUUUGCUUUAGGCGUUGUCUUUGUCCUUACACCCCUCCUCCUUAUUCUUACAUCCUAUGGUUUCUUUGCUCAUGCUGUGCUGAGAAUGAAGUCAAAAGCAGGCCAAAGAAAAGCAAUUAAUACCUGUGGAUCUCAUCUCACUGUGGUGACCAUCCUGUAUGGAUGUGUCAUCGUUGUGUACCUACAGCCAGGUAACAGUGCCUCCAAAGACCAGGGCAAGUUCUUCACCCUCUUUUACACCAUCAUCAUUCCAAGUCUUAACCCCCUUAUCUACACCUUGAGGAAUAAGGACAUGAAGGAUGCACUAAAGAAGUUGGUGAAAGUUGCCUAUGCAUCUGCGAAAAUGAAGAGGAAGUAGAAAUCAUAGAAAAAUAUUAGAGUAAAUAAGGCAGUGAAAUACAUUUUCUAAGUAUCUUUAGUUUUUGCUGAAGCAAGUAAUCCCUAGAUCAUAGAGAUCAGUUAACAUAAUAAAUCCUGUGUGGAAAAUAUUUUUUGUUAAAAACAAUAUUAUAAUUAUUCUACUUAGCUCUUUUAAACUGCCAUUAUUGGAAUGUCUUCAGAGAGAAAAGGUCACAGGGAAUUUUCAUUUUUGCGUGAAAUAAAAACACAGCAGAUGUAAAUAUAAACUUGCAUACACUGAAUGAAUUCUCAAGCCCUGUGGAAACUGCUUUGGUCAUCUAGUUUUGUAUUUUCAUUGCUCAUGCUUGGAUCUUUACUAACACAGACAUUAAUGAAUGGUUUCAUAUACAUUAAGAUUUGUAUAUUGCAUAGUGAUAUACAAAAAAUGAUCUUGUGUAUUCAAUAUUUUAUAAAACCAUCCAGACAUUUUUUGUGUAUUUGGUGUAG